UCUGCUUGACUAACAGUGCGAGAGACAAGCUGACAGGCCGGGGCUCUCCGGGAGGAAUUAUACUUUCUGUCAAGCUUUGCUUCUCAGAGGAAUUUAAUCAGAAUCAGGACGAUUUUGAUGUGAUGAUGCCAACCCAGCUUUGACCAUGUAUGAGGUGAUGUCCGGUGACACCCUCUCCUGGAAGGUGCCCAGUCCGAGAAAAAGUGAAACGGAGUCUGGCCCUGAAGCACAGUUCACUGGGGAUGGUGGACCUGUCAAGAUCCUUAAAGUGUGUUUCUGCACCAACAACAACCUGGGCAAGAAUUUCAAGCUGGUCAAAUGUGACAGCUCCUGGCAAAUUAGGGCUAUCAUUCGUUCCAUUCUGGUCAGCGGCCGUUUAGGGCCAAACAUUCAACACGCAGGAUGCUACGGCCUUAUGCUGAAGCACCUGAAGUCAGAAGAACUUCACUGGCUCCAUCCAGAUCUCACUGUCGGAGAGGUGGAAAAACGCUAUGAGAGCAAUCAUGUCGAAGCUGAGUGGAGAUAUGACCUUCGUAUCAGAUACAUUCCUGUGAAUUUUGUGGAAAAAUUUAAAGACGACAGAUCGACCUUUGUGUAUUUUUACCAACAGGUACGUAAUGAUUACAUGCAGUAUCAUGCGAGUAAAGUCAGUGAAGGAAUGGCACUACAGCUUGGUUGUUUGGAGAUCAGGCGGUUCUAUAAAGACAUGAAUGCAAAAGGUCUUGAAAAGAAAUCUAACUUUGAGCUACUAGAAAAAGAAGUUGGCCUGGAUCUUUUCUUUCCGCAGCAGCUACUUAACAGCAUGAAGCCCAAGCAACUACGGAAGAUGAUUCAGCAAACCUUUCAGCAGUUCGCGUCACUCAAGGAGGAUAACUGCAUGAUCAAGUUUUUUGAGACUCUUAAGGAUUUUGUCAGCUAUGACGAAGAGGCCUUCCCCUGUGAACUAGUGCAAGGCUGGAGUCUGUCAGUGGAGCUUGUCAUUGGUGGGAGAGGCAUUCGCCAACGCACACAGAAGGAUUCAGCGGCUGUGUUUUUAGCUGACUUCAAACAAAUUAAGAAAAUACAAUGCCUAUCGCAGAGCGACGGCAAGGCUCUCCUGAACCUCGACAUAGAGGGUGCCAAGCAACGUCUGACAGUCAACGUGGCCUCGGUCACUACGGCAGAGAACAUGAUUGAUCUUAUUGAUGGGUACUGCCGCUUGGAAAACAACACAGAUGAAAGCGUUAUCCACCGACCAAAUAAAGAUGCCAAUGCAAGAAGCUCCCUACCUGAAAUUCCUACUGUCACAGACAGGAACUCGGCCAGACACAGUAUGGGUUCAGAUAUCUACUGUGAGAUUCCCGAUGAAAGCCCAAAAUCAGUUGUGAAAUUCGGCAUUGACCGAAACAGCAUCGUUCUUGGACGAAUCCUCGGCGAGGGUUUUUUCGGGGAAGUCUACGAUGGAGUGUACAAAAAAGCUAAUGGCGAAAGGGUUAAUGUGGCAGUGAAAACCUGCAAAGACUGCUCACCAGACGUGAUGGAAAAAUUCAUGAGUGAAGCAGUAAUCAUGAAGAAACUCGACCAUCCCCACAUCGUCAAACUCAUUGGAAUCAUAGAGGAGAAUCCUGUGUGGAUUGUCAUGGAGCUUUAUCAGUAUGGGGAGCUCAAAAACUACCUGGCCCAGAACCAAGACAGGCUGACAAAUACAACCCUGGUGCUGUUCAGCCUGCAGAUCUGCAAAGCUCUCGUCUACCUUGGAGGGGUUAACAUGGUACACAGAGACAUUGCAGUUCGGAACGUGUUAGUCGCCAGUCCAGACUGUGUGAAGCUUGGAGACUUUGGUCUGUCGAGGUACAUAGAGGAUGAAGAAUACUACAAAGCAUCUGUGACUCGAUUACCAAUCAAGUGGAUGGCGCCAGAAUCCAUAAACUUCAGACGUUUCACCUCAGCCAGUGAUGUGUGGAUGUUCGCUGUGUGCAUGUGGGAGAUAAUGAGCUAUGGACAGCAGCCGUUUUACUGGCUCGAGAACAGAGAUGUAAUCAACCAGCUGGAGCAAGGCAUCAGACUGCCCAAACCAGAUAGCUGCCCUCCUGCCCUCUACUCACUCAUGACCCGCUGCUGGUCCUAUGACCCCAGAGAGAGACCCAGUUUCACUGAGUUGGUGAUGAAGAUCAGUGAUGUCCACAAGAUGGAAAAGGAGCAGGAAGUGGAGAAAGAGAGAGACAGAAUGCGCUCCACCAAAUUUUUCGAUCCCAAGUUCAGCAUUAAUGAGCCUCCUCCUAAGCCCUCAAGAAUGAAACCAAGCCGGUUUGGGAACACUCUCAGUAUUGGUCUACACAUUCAGCUGAAUGAGGCUCUGUGUGCCAGUUCACCUGACUUGGCCAGCCCAUGUGAAUAUCAGUCCCCUGUUGACUCCAGGAGCACCCUUGCACUACCCGUCAGUUCCCCUCGACGCCGCAGCAUGGGGGAGAGCGAGUUUCCCCGAGUGGAACCCAACAGCAGGGAGGACGCCCAGCGCCUGUGGCAGAGGGAAAAACAACAGAUACACGAAACGCUCCGCCAGCAGAAAGAGCAGAUGAUGGAGGAUAAAAAGUGGCUGAAAAAGGAGGAGAGACUGCUGGUGGGAAACAGAGCAUCCUUUACCUUUGUCAAACCCCUCUCUGUGUCUCUGUGUCCCUCUGCUUCCAAAUGCAAUGUAGCUGUGAAGACGACAUGGAACGAGACACCAUUAAACAAUAUCAACCUACUUGUUCACCCACAACGCCCCACUAGUCUUAAAUUGAAUGUGCCUCUGAUAACAGUUCCAAAGAGAGGCUCUAUGUUGUAUAAAAUCAACCUGCCUGUUCUUUUGCAGGACCCCAUGGGAGCGGAAGAUAUUGCCAGUCCAGAGCCGGCUGACUCUGAGAAUGCAGUGCCUGAGAAGCCCCCACGGCUCACAGCAAAGCCUGCACCCACAGCUGAGUUGGACCGCACGGAUGACAAAGUAUAUCACUGUGUCAUGGACUUGGUCAAAGUUGUUGUCCAGUUCAAGAAUGACAUCGCCGAGCUGCCGCCAGAACAAUAUAUUACCAAUGUCAAGUCUGUAGGGAUGACCUUAAGAGAUUUAAUUCACAGUGUGGAUGAGAUACUACCCACCUUACAUGAGUCUGUCAGGACUGAGAUUGAAGGCACCCAGAAGCUGCUGAACCACGACAUGGGGGAGCUGAUCAGCAAAAUGCGGCUGGCCCAGCAGAAUGCCAUAACCUCUCUCAAGGAGGAGUGUAAGAAACAGAUGCUUGCUGCUGCACACACUCUGGCUAUGGACAGCAAGAACAUGUUGGAUGCUGUGGAUCAAUCAAGAGUCAGAGCCAAUUUAGCAAAGCCUAUUGCCCCCUAAUGGACAUUAGACUUUUUUCAGUUUCACAUCAAAUAGGGACUUUUUUUUUUUAAACAUAUAUCAGUCAAAAAUAACAUUUGAGUAUAGUCAGGCAUACAUUGUUUGUUGGAUUGAUCAAUAUGUGAAAUUAAUCCAGCGGCACCACUGGGUCUUUGGUUAUCAUGUGAAUGAAUAUUUUGUUCAGAUGUGAUGCUACAUGUGGAUGUAUGUGUAUUCUUACCAAGGUAAUUCAGUAAUACAGACAUUUUCCUUUUUUGGUCCUCUGGCAUCAUAUUUAGGAUGUCAGUUCUGAUCAAUUUUAAAUGAUAACUGUUCCUGCUUGUGAUUGGUGAAUUGUUGACUCAGAUGUUUGCUUUGAAAUUUACAUAUGAAAAUAUAAAAUGUGUCAUAUGGGAAAUGUUUCAUGCAAAAUAAAACAUGAGCAAAUUCUGUCAGUAGUGAAAUGUAACCAGAGUGUCAGUGAUGUUUAGUUAUCUUUGGUUGGCUGUACUGCACAAACGUAUGAGAAUUCAAAUCCACUGAGAAGUCAAGGAAGAGCACAGUCAGUCAUGUCCAGGACAAAUGAAUCUGGUUUCACUAAAAUCUGCCCAUUAAAAAUGCCCAUAAAAUGACCAAUAUGACCUUAAGAUUGAGCACAAAUUAGGUGAUCACUGUGUUCAAGUUUCAGUAAAUUCUGACCCGUACUCUAGGAGGAUGAGCGAUUCUUGUGAAUUGUGGAGGGAGGGAUGUAGGAAUGCCUCGCCAUGGUAUAAGCUCAAUGGUCUUCCAGCAAGAUGAGAUAAAAACUAGAAGGGCUGAUACUACACUGCAAUAGAUGCCACCCACUGUUGUCACACCCCAAAAAUAAAUUAGCAGCUCACAAAGACUAGAAAUUCAUUUUAUUGGCUUUUAAAACCAAUAAAAUGGGAUCUUUAUAUUUUUAGUUAAAAUAUGAGAUCCACAUGAACACAUAAUGGGGAGAUAAUUUAUUGUAGGGUUUGUAGUUCACUUUCCAUUAUUUUAUUUUAAUUUAGAAUAGAACAAGAAAAUGGAUUAUGACCAGUAUUUGUUUAUACCUGACUAUCAAAUUUCAUCACGAUAGAUGAAAAAUUCACUGAGAUAUGGAUUUUAUAAUUUUGUGAAUGAUGAGAGAGUGAUUUCUUUUAAAUAACUGUGGUGACCUUGAAAAUUAAAUUAUAUGGUCCUGAGCCCCUAGGUAAUAUUUUUACAAAGUUUUAUCGAUUUUGAUUAUACUGCUAACAGACAAACAGGAAAACAUCUCUCUACCUAUCAGUGGGCCAGGUAAUGAGCAUAUAAAAAUGUUAGUCACCCAUUUAAUUAGUAUGACUCAUACUAAAAGCACAGUAGUAUAGAUAAUAAACUGUCACAUACAGUAUGUUUCAGGUACUUUAAAUAGUCUAGGUUUUUAUAUUAUCUUCCUUUUUCAUAGUUCAAGAGAUAUGAAAAUGUGUAUAUGCUAAAUAUGCCUCUACCUUAACCCAUAUAUAAAUUUGAUUAUGUCAGCAUCCCUUUCUUACUUGGAUUUGUGAACACCUACCAAAACUACCUGUAAAAUAUCUCUGUCAGUAUUUGUACUGAUUUGGGGAAAUAAACUGUCCUGCACACUAAGAACAGAUUGAAUGGUGAAAAAAAUCAGCAAAGAUUCUUUUAUUUGUUAAUAAUGUCCUGAGUGAGUCUGACAACUAUUACACUUUACAGUAUUGAACAUUUACAGAUGUUAAUUUUUCCGCAGAACUUGGUUCAGUCAAUGCCUAUUUGAUGCAGUUUCUUUAAAAGAUUUAACAUGAACAUUAAGCUUUGUAAAUUUAGUAUGGCUGUUCAAUAAAGUUUGUAUUAUAUGGUACAGAUGUUCCUUUUGUGGAGGCUGUUCAGAUAUGUUGUAAGAGUGGUCGUAAGUUUGUCUCUCUCCAUUUGAUGGCUGCCCCUCCCUGAGCCUGGUUCUGCUGGAGGUUUCUUCCUGAUAAAAAGGAGUUUUUCUUUCCCACUGUUACCAAGUGCUUGCUCAUAGGGGGUUGUCUUAU
Molecule: messenger RNA, 5376 nt
Organism: Archocentrus centrarchus (flier cichlid)
Lineage: Eukaryota; Metazoa; Chordata; Actinopteri; Cichliformes; Cichlidae
Gene: ptk2bb
Product: protein tyrosine kinase 2 beta, b
Exons: 30
Coding region: 146-3355 (1069 amino acids)
Biological process (GO): signal complex assembly; protein phosphorylation
Cellular component (GO): focal adhesion; cytoskeleton
Molecular function (GO): protein tyrosine kinase activity; ATP binding
Source: RefSeq, a predicted model, not a curated record